AUGGGGUCCGACGCUCUAGACAAGUUCCUAACUAUUUUUUGGUUGACUUUCUAUUUUAUUUUUAGCUUUGAAAAAUUUUUUUUAAUUGCCUGUUUAAUGGACGCGUCUUUUGAUCAAUUUGGAGGUUAUGGAUGGGGAGAACAAUCUGGAGGAGGAGGAGGACAAGAUUUUAACAUUCCUACACCAUUUCAAAAAAGCCACAUAACUGAUAAAAUUCCAAUCCCAGCAAUUGUUGAAGAUUUGUUGACAAUGUCUAAUGAUGAGGAAAAGUAUGUGAUUGGUGGAUAUUCGUUCAAUACGGUUUGUUUAAAUUUUAAAAGGUUUUGGGGAGUUUGGUGUAGUGGGUUUGGUUUGGGUUCAGGGGGGUCAUGGUUCGAAUCCGGGCGGGGUAAUUUAUUUUUUAGAGGAGUUUCUGAUUUCUGAUUUUCUGAUUUUCUGGAAAUUUUGGGGAACUUUUUGUGAAUUUUGGUUUUUAAGGGGAGUCGAUUUUGCAUCGAUUUGG
Meloidogyne enterolobii is the source of this 502-nucleotide messenger RNA. NCBI's taxonomy places the organism in Eukaryota, Metazoa, Nematoda, Chromadorea, Rhabditida, Meloidogynidae. The record is from the annotation of a GenBank genome assembly.